ACAUCAGAUUAUCCGUGGUUUAUUCUAUAUUGGUGGAAUCUAGUUUAAUUUUUCAAGGUUGCGCGGUAAUUGAAAUGGGUUUUGGGUUUAUGUGAUGUAAUGUGUUCGGUUCUGCAUACAGCGAGAUUACUGCUGUUGUUAAAUUUAAUACUUCUGAUAAGAAGGUCGACAGGAAUAUCUCCGGACAUUUAUACUGACCCAAAUGAGUUGGCAUUCGAAGUUUAUAGUUCGAAUAAUACUCAGGAGAAGUCUUUCUUUCUUAUCCAGCCCGCCAUGGAGGGCUCUAUCAUAGCACAUUUGGGGUCAUACAAUUCCACUCACUUUUACAAGAUGGCCAGUAUAAACGUAUUCCUAAAUACCCACAUAAUUUUUGUAUACAAGACCCACAGCUCACCUUUGUAUGCUCUUUGUUCACUUGAAAACAAUUAUCUUGUUGCGCAGCAAAACACCUUCAUAUUCUGUUCUUUCCGUGUAUAUAUCCAGUCAUUUGAUUUGCAUGUCUUUAGUAAUUCAUCAUGUACAAUCCGAACUGUUAAUGAAACUGAAUGCGCAGCUAAACUUGAUCUAGAUUUUAUAAAAAUGCAAUUUCGUGCACAUAUGACCGAAUCGUUGACCAUACUGGUUAAAUAUAACGCAACGGCUUAUCAAGCUAAUUAUACGGAACCUUAUCUUCAUUAUGUAGAACGGUCGGAUAUAACGCACUCUUUGAUUCAUCAGUCACAAGUACUUCCUCCAGUUACGGCAAUCCAGAAGCCUGAUUUCGAGUGGAAUAAUAUUAACUAUGGAGUUUCAAAUGCAUCACUGGUUCAAAUAGGGAUCUCAGGCUUCCGUUUAAACCACGAAUUUUCUCUGAGAGUAGCAGUCAAUCGGAGCUCUCAGAUUCAUGAAUUCCGGUUGGGAAUUCAAUUUGGUUCAACGAUACGUUUUGUUCGACCAAAACCAUCAAAAUUCUGGGGUAUCAAAGUAAUACCUAGUCAAUAUGGUGUCAAUUUUAGAUUUCGUAAUAAAAAGCCAGAUAUAGCGCAAAAACUGGGCGCACAAAUAAAUGAUAAAAGUUUUAUGAAUGUGGCUGAAUUAAUUAUGGAAUAUAUUGUUCAAGAAAAUCAUCUAUUCGGAUCAAAUCUCAAUCAUCACAUUGAUGUUAGUUCCAUUGGUAGUGGUAGUAGAAGCAGUGUUACUGUACCAUUGGCACAGUUUAAAUCAGAUCGUUUGAAUAUCAAUAAUUUGCAUGGAUUGGAUGAUGAAGUUAUCUUUGGUAACUCAUCUACUGACUUUGAAUCAGAUUUUAAUGAAGAUAAUCAGAAUAUGGAAAAUAACAAUCUUGGUAUUAAUAAACAUAAUAGUAAUAAUAAUUUUAAUGAUAAUAAUGAUUAUUCAUUUAUAAAACAACCAGUUAUCCAUGUUAAACUAAUUCAUUUUAUGCAUCAAUCAAAUUCAUCUAAAGUCACUCUUAGUUCAUUAAAUAACUUUAUUAAUUUAAAUAUACCACGUUUACUAAUGCAAUCAAAUAAUAUGCAUAUUUUUGUUCAAUUUGAGCCACGAGAUAUUAUUGAACCUCCAUGGUUUCCUGCUAUAUCAACUCCUGAACCACGCAAAUUACGUAUUAUUGGGCUGAUACCCGGACAGCAUUCAGGUCCUUUGGAUAAUGAUAGAUCCUAUGAGUUUUCGCUAAGUACGCAUUCAGUCGGCCGACUUGUUGACCUAACACGUUCUGUAUUUUGUAGACCAUCUACAUCACGUGGACUAAGUGAUACCCUAGUAGAUGUUAUCAUUUCAUCAAGUCCAGCUUGUUCAAUUUCUAUGAGACAAGCUCCAUCAGAAGUCGAAAAUAUUAACCCACCUUUUAAUGAUGGGUUUUUACGUGAUCUAAAGCUUAGUAUGCUUACCAAAGUUUCUGGAGGAUUUGGGAUGCGUACUGGCUGGAAUGAUCAACUAGUAUUAGCCUUGCCAUCUUCUAUAGAAAAAAAUUAUCGCAUUCCGAUUGCACCAAGUAUAUACGGUCCUAUCUCACUUGAUACAUAUUGGCCGUGGAGAGAUUGGCGUGGACCGACUGUCAGACGUUGGAUGUUGGAAGGAUUUCAAAUACAUACAACCAAAAGAUUGCUUAGAAAAAUUACCUCUUGGAAAAUUCCUCAGAAUUCUGCAUUAAAUAGUAACAAUCCUGUAAUCCAUCCUCAAACAGAAAAUGAAUCGUUUUCUGGAAUGGAUCGUUAUGAACAAACUAUGAUUACAGUUACAGCAAGAAUAUAUACAAUGAAACCUGGAACAGGUCAACGUAUUUAUUUAGGUUCUUCAUUCAUUGACAAACAGCAUAGUUCAUCAUCAUUUUCAAUUCCACCACUACGUAGUGAAUUUCAUACAAAUGAAGAUGGUUCCGGUCAAUUAAUGUUCGACAUUACAAGAUUACUUCCUUCUUGGGCUUUAAUUGUUAAACCGAUAAAAUCAUAUCAAUCAUCUUCUAAUUUUGAUACAACAUCUGCUGCUUAUUUAUAUCGUGAUAAUUUCAGUGGUAGACCUUAUUUAAUUGGUAGAUGGCCAGGAAAAGUUGAGUUAAGUUUAGUUGCAACUCUUGGUGAUUUUCAACCAUUAGCAACACUUUCAAUUGAUGUGGUUGAUUUUGACGAUCUUACUGUUCGUCAACCAAAUUCUGUGUAUACAAAUGAAAAUAUUGAUAUUGUAGCGUUAAAAGCAGAAUGCAUUGACCCACACUUAGAGCUAUCUGGAAGUCUUAAUCCAGCGACGACCGGCAACUCCGAAGGUUCAUUAUUUGAUUCUAGUUCUCAGGAUACAUAUCGAAAAAAGUAUUCACAUUUAUUUGACGAUAAAUAUGAUGGAAUACGAACAACAACGAUUCAGGAUUACAGUCUUCCGAAUCCUCAUCGACUCAAUAUUAAUCUCAUUGGAAGAAGUCCAAAAAGUGUAAAACUGGUUACAGCAGCCGCCUCAUCUACAAUCAGACAUCCACAAUCCUUCAAGUUUAAGUUAAUUCAAUCAGAUCAAAAUACUCCUAGAAUUAUGGAUACAGUUAGGCCCUCAGUUUCUUCUGCUGUGUGCCCAAUUCAUUUGUUAGUUAUUAAUAUUAUUUUAUCGGACGGUAGCAUGAUUGGUGCACAUACUGUGCCGAAAAACCAACUAAGGAUAUCAUCUUAUGGAUCAAAGUAUGUCUGGGAUCCUGCCAUGUUGAUUCAACCAAUGAAUGAUGAAAGAGAAUAUGCACAGAAUAUAACUGUCCCCAUAAAUAGCUUAAUUAUUUGGCCUGCCGUCUUAACCGACACAAAAGAAGCAAAGUUUCAUUCAUUGCCACUAGCUAUUAUGGAUGACGUGUUUGUGUACAUUAGAAAAUCAGGAAUGGUUCAAGAUCCUGGAAUUCCACAGAAUCCAUCAUAUUGGUUCAGUAAACAGAAGAAAGAUAAAAUAUCUGAGAAGAUACUACGAUCAAGCGAACAGGAAAAGGAUAGUUCAGUAGCAUCUUCAAACACUGGAUCAUGGCUUCAAUUCAAUACUUUAUUAUCAUUAAGUAAUACAGAAAAUUCUUUCAAAUCAAAUGAUUCGAAAGAUCAAUAUACACAAACUGUUCCACUGGUAACAUAUAUUCUAGUUAUUAUCAGUUGUUCGGCAAUAUUUCUUUUAAUCAUUAGCUGUUCUAUUGUUAUUAUUCUUCGUAAAAGGCAUUCAAGACAACAAAAAACUGAAAAUAAGAUUCAAUUCAAACUUCUUCCAAGUUAUCAAGGACAUUUGGAUGAAAAAUCAGGUAAAUUUGAUUCAGAUGAGCCAAAUGACAUUGAUGAUAGGAUCCUUAAUGGUCGAUUACCUGCGUCUCAUAUGAUUUCGUCUACUGGAGAUAAGUCCAAACAAUUAAAUAUAACAUCUACAAUUUGCAACAUAAAUUCUGGAGAACCGUUGAUUUCAGGGGGCUGUGCAGUAGGUUCCUCCCCACUUUGUCCAGAAAGUCGAACACAUAUGGUUUCUGGACGUAGUUGCAGUAGUAUGGGUAGUGGAAAUAGUGGUACAUUUAUCAACAAUAAUAUUAAGCGCUCUAUGAUUAUAGACACAACAGCAAACCCCUAUCUCAUAUGUUCAGAAUCAUCAUCAUCAGGCAGAGUUCAACACGUUUCUCAACACAGCUGUUCUACAAAUUUAUCUUUAGUUAAUACUCCUCCUGCCAUGAUGAAUUAUCAACUGGUUUAUGAUAAUCCCACUUCCCAAGAAAACUGGAAUACACCACCAGCGAAUCCAUCUAUUCAUUCAAAUCAUCAUUCUAAAGCUCUAUAUUAUGAUGGAGGAAAUAUGGAUCAGUGUGUAAUGUGGUCCACAACUCAUCAUGUUGACGGGCAGCCAUGUAACGGUGAUUAUACUAGUGGUCUUGGUUCUCUCGGUACAGCCGAAGGUUGUAGUGACGAAGGUGUACCAUCUGGUAUUGAAGUGAAUAGUAUGUCCCAGGAAUUAAAUAACAAUAACACUGGUGGGAUCAGUUGCUACCCAGGUUCUAUGAGGUACAACUUGAAUCAUAUCUGUCAACAACAAAGACAAACUCCCAAUAGUUUUCGUUCAGCCAACGAUAGCUUCACUGGUGUGAUAAAUAACAGCGGAAACAGUACUACGAGAUAUCACUCUAGAGACGCAUCAAAAAAAUACAAAAACAAUCUAUUAAAUGGAACUAUUCUUGAUAGUUCUGGUGUCUGUGUGGGCGGUGGAAGUUUAAGUGGAGCUAGCAGCGGAGGGGAUACGUCAGAAUAUAGACAAGAUAGGGGUCAUCUAGGAUCGCUCUGUCAAAUGAAUAGAGAUAUGAAUAGUAGAUCUAGUCACAUUAUGUAUAGUCCAACAAAAGAAAUAGACACAAAAUUGAAUACAGUUUCUUGUUCAAUGAAUGCACAGAAAGUUGUUGAUUUGACAUGUGACUGUACGUCGAAUUCAUCUCCAAAGAACCUACAUAUGUUUGAAAGUUUCCCAAAAGUCAGUCUUCAUGAAGAACAAAGUGAGAAUAUCGGCGAAAAACUCAGAAAAGGUGUGAUGGCUUGUGAAAAUAACGUUUUGAUUAAUAUGCGAUGUAUCCCAACACUAGACGAUCCACGCAGUAAACUAGAUGCUAACUUUUGUUCGAAUACGCACGACCUACACUCGACACAUAAUUCCACUGGCGAGGAGUGUGAUGGAUUUCCUCUUCACGUACCCCCUAUGAUGUUACUUAAUAGUCAAGUUAAUUCGGGCUCUGUGACGAGGUCUUCUAUAAACUCACCAAUAAUGCCUAAUCGUUCAUAUGAUUGGGUGGAGCCAAAUUCAUAUAAUCCAAAACAGCCAUCACAUGGCUAUAAAAGAAGUGACAGUUUUGGUAUGGCCACUCACAGAAUACCUGUAGCUGCAGUUGAAUGUUAUAAGAAUAGUGAUUUAACACCAAAGCUAGUUUUCGAUUUAGACGAUUCCGAAUUUUCUUGUGAAAAACAAAAUCACUUUAAACGAGAUUCUCUCACAUUGGUUGGUGGAGUUGACGAAAUGAUUGGUGAUAUUUCGGAUAUUACUGAUGAAGGAGUGAUCUUACAGAAAUCGACUAAUAAGCAAGCAGAAAUAACAUGUAAUGCCGACAAUAGUGGGAUGACUUAUCUGUACAAAAUACCAGCUCCUGAAGUUUAAAUUUUCGCUUAAUAUUAUCUUCAUCUUACACGAGUCUAAUAUUAUGGCGAUUCAUUCAAGAUGUAGGAUUUUCCUCUGACUCUAUGAAAUUUCAAUAGGUCUAAGGAAGCUUUGAAAAUCACAUAUAUCACGAAGAAACAUAAACAAAGUACUACUCUAAUUUCUAACCAUUCAAAAUUGUUCUUGUUAUCGACCCAUUUUUUAUCUGUAAAUUAUUUUGCUACUGAUUACUAUGUAAGUAGGCUAAUUUAUAACCAGAAAGUUGCCUUAUGUAAUAUAAAUAGACCCAAACAUAUUCAAUUAAAUAAAUUAGUAACCUUAUUUGCAUUUACCGCUGAAUUUUUUGUGAUCAUUGAUGCUAUACAAGGGUUAUAAUCGCCCUUGCUGAACGGUUUUUGAACUGUUUUAACUUUUUAAGAAGUUUCCCACACUAUUUCAGAACUAUUUUCAUUUGAACUUUCAUACAUGAAUUGUAACGAUAAGUUUACUUUCAUUUUGAUUAUAAGCUAUGUGUUCAUUUAAUUCUUUACUGAUACAUUUCAAUUUACUAAAACUAUGUACAACGUCUUAAUUAAUUUUUUUAAUUAUGUCAAAUUUAUAGCAUUCUAUUAAAGGUUAAUUAAUUUAUUUGUUUGUCCAAAAAAAGCAAUUAGUACGAUCGAUACUG
Molecule: messenger RNA, 6295 nt
Organism: Schistosoma intercalatum
Lineage: Eukaryota; Metazoa; Platyhelminthes; Trematoda; Strigeidida; Schistosomatidae
Source: the annotation of a GenBank genome assembly